AUGAGGUCUAUGAUACUAAAAUAUAAUCCCGAGACCACGUCGACCGAUUUUGACGAGGCCGACCGCCUUUAUUUCGAAGAGUUGAGCUAUGAGCGUGUGAUGGAUAUCUACGAGCUCGAGAACGCCAGCGGUGUGGUGGUGUCUGUCGGUGGCCAGCUUCCCCAGAACAUUGCCCUUCGUCUCCAGGAGACUGGCAAGGCCAACGUUCUCGGAACCGACCCCCGUGACAUCGACAAGGCUGAGGACAGACAGAAGUUCUCCGAGAUCCUCGACUCCAUCGGAGUUGACCAGCCCGCCUGGAAGGAGUUGACCUCCGUCGAGGCUGCCGAGAAGUUUGCCCAGGAGGUCGGCUACCCUGUCCUUGUUCGUCCCAGUUACGUCCUUUCUGGUGCUGCUAUGACUGUCAUUCGCAGCCAGGAUGACCUCAAGGACAAGCUUGAGGCUGCUUCCAACGUCUCCCCUGACCACCCCGUCGUCAUCAGCAAGUUCAUCGAGGGUGCUCAGGAGAUUGAUGUUGAUGGUGUUGCCUCCAAGGGUGAGCUGAUCAUCCACGCCGUCAGUGAGCACGUCGAGCAGGCUGGUGUCCACUCUGGUGAUGCCACCCUCGUCCUCCCUCCUGCCAACUUGGACCAGGACACCAUGGACCGUGUCAAGGAGAUUGCGCAGAAGGUCGCCAAGGCCUGGAACAUCACCGGUCCCUUCAACAUGCAGAUCAUUCGCGCUGAGGAUCCCGAGGGAGGUGUGCCCGCCCUCAAGGUCAUCGAGUGCAACCUCCGUGCCUCUCGUUCUUUCCCCUUCGUCAGCAAGGUCCUCGGCACCAACUUCAUUGACGUUGCCACCAAGGCCCUUGUCAGCAAGGACGUUCCCCAGCCCACCGACCUCAUGGCUGUCAAGCGUGACUACUUGGCCACCAAGGUUCCCCAGUUCUCCUGGACCCGUCUCGCUGGCGCCGACCCCUUCCUUGGCGUCGAGAUGGCUUCCACCGGUGAGAUGGCCUGCUUCGGCAAGAACCUCGUUGAGGCCUACUGGGCUUCUCUCCAGUCCGCCAUGAACUUCCGCGUUCCUGAGCCUGGUGAGGGUAUCCUCUUUGGUGGUGAGCUGAGCAAGAACUGGCUUGCCACCGUUGUGGACUACCUUGCUCCUCUUGGCUACAAGCUUUAUGCUGCCGAUGCCGAGGUCAAGGAGUACCUCGAGACCAAGUCCAAGCACAAGAUCAACGUUGAGGUCAUCGAGUUCCCCAAGGAGGACAAGCGCGCCCUCCGUGAGGUGUUCAAGAAGUACGACAUUCGCGGUGUCUUCAACCUUGCCCAGGCCCGUGGCAAGACUGUCAUGGAUGUCGACUACGUCAUGCGCCGCAAUGCCGUCGACUUUGGCGUGCCAUUGUUCAUGGAGCCUCAGACCGCUAUGCUCUUCGCCCAGUGCAUGAGCGAGAAGCUGCCCAGGCCCGAGGGUAUCCCCUCUGAGGUCCGUAGGUGGUCCGACUUCAUUGGUGGCAAGCCUUUGUGAAUAGGGCAAGGCUCUGGUUUCCAAUGUUUCUUUCUUGCUUAAUGUGUUCCUAUACUUUUUCUAUUUGAGGGCAUGGGAGGAGGAGUCCAAAAAGCAGGGUGGGUGUGUGGUGUGAGGAGAAAAAUAUGAGCGGCGUUUGAACAUUUGCUGGAAGGGUUUUCGAUAUCUGUAUUCAUUUUCACAGCGGCGGUGACAUGGUUGGCAGGGAAAUUUCUAGUCGGUUACUUGAUAUGAUAUGGUCUUUAAAAGUGAACAUCUUUUUUUUGUUUGUGAUUGCUGUGAUGUUUGAUGGUAUGAUGGUGGGUGGUUUUACAGAAUGAACUAUGGAAUGGACUUUGAAGAGGCCUGAUGGUACAUUUCCAGCAAUGAUAUUGUGUAUGUAACCUUUAUAAGCCAAUGUGAUUUUCUCACAUAGGAGAACAUGUU
Podospora pseudocomata is the source of this 1932-nucleotide messenger RNA. RefSeq names its product carbamoyl-phosphate synthase (glutamine-hydrolyzing) cpa2. The transcript has 4 exons. Lineage: Eukaryota; Fungi; Ascomycota; Sordariomycetes; Sordariales; Podosporaceae. Bases 1 to 1506 code for a protein of 501 amino acids. Gene Ontology annotation, biological process: L-glutamine metabolic process. Gene Ontology annotation, cellular component: cytoplasm. Gene Ontology annotation, molecular function: metal ion binding; ATP binding; carbamoyl-phosphate synthase (glutamine-hydrolyzing) activity. The record is from RefSeq and is a predicted model, not a curated record.